This is a messenger RNA of Diplodia corticola, 2433 nucleotides long. Its product is annotated as cell wall anchor. The coding region runs from base 1 to 2433 and encodes 810 amino acids. Lineage: Eukaryota; Fungi; Ascomycota; Dothideomycetes; Botryosphaeriales; Botryosphaeriaceae. The record is from RefSeq and is a predicted model, not a curated record. The transcript has a single exon.
AUGAAGGCUUUCCGCAUCUCACGUGCCCCGGCUGCCGCCGGCGACGCUGCCUUCGAUCCCUUCGCGAAACUUGUCUUCGAGCCCGCGCUCGAGUCGGACGAGCUGUUUGACGCCCUCAGAGAGUCCUACCCCACCUUGAAGACGCAUACCGAGAGGAAGAAACAGGCUGUCCUGGAUUUCCUGAUGGAGGAGCGCCGGGCCAUCGAGCAAGAGAUUACCGCCUUUGUCCAACAGACGGGCACUCCCGCUCCCCAGCCCGAUGAUGGCUACUCGGCCAGACCCUCGCCCGUCUUCUCGACUAGCACGAGCCUUGAUCUCCGCAAGCUAUCGACCUCGAACUCGUCUACCAGCUCCUUGACUCGUAGUGCAGGAUCCAGCCCCGAGACUUUGUCCCUCAAGGACAUGACCUCGGUCUGGACAGCAGCCGGCCAUGGCAAGCCCAAGAUCCACACGCGAAGGUCGAUGACCACCAGGGAGAAGGAGGAGUACCGGCGGAGACGGCAGAUGAAGGCAUGCAAAGAGUGCCGCUCUCGGAAGCGGAAGUGUAACCACGACCCUUCCAAUGCCUCGUCUGCCGCCUCCCCGAGUACCGGUUCGAAAGUGAAGAAGCGAACCUCCACAACCACCUCUUCAAAUCCGCUUCCUUCCCAACAAGCCUUUCUGAGCAGCGAGUUCGACAGCAGUUCGUUUCUCGCCGACUCCACCUUCUCCACCUCCGACAGCCCCUUGGACUUUCUCGACUUCUCUCCGGCCACCGGCACUGAAGGAUCCUUUGAAGACUUCCUCCUCCUGCCCCAGGACGACUUCUCCUCGAUCGACUUCGCCACUGAUCCUCUCUUCCAGCCUGUUCCACAAUCGUUCUCCUACGAUCCGUUCAUUGAGCCACAACAGUCGCAACAACACUACACGCCUUCGACCGGCUCGAGAUCACCGGCAUCCACUUACCAGUCAUCGGGAAUGUCGAGGUCGGCAUCCAACUCAAAUGCGCUGGACACCUCACAGAGUUGGAGCUUUGAUCUAGAUCCAAUGGUGGAUGUCGCAGGCGGCCACGUGCUAAGUGCGACAUUCUCAUCCGCCUCGACUGAUGGCAAGCAGUCAGGCCUGGCUGCUGGCCUUUCACGAAACUCACUUUCGUCUUCAUCUUCACGCAACUCACCAACACAAUCAUCUGCAGUCAGACAGUCAUCCCACUCUUUGGAUGGCGGAGUGAGUCCCGAAAUGUCAAGCAGCAGCCGAACAAGACCGAGCCUUGGAGGAGUGACACCAAGUUCCUUCUUACUACCAGGACUCCGCCAGGUUCCACCCGGUGGUGGGAUGCGCCACGAAAGACUACCACUGACUACGCACGGCAUGACUACCACCAAUGCGAUCAGCACUCACACUGUGGACCUCCCAAGAGAUGCUGGCCUCAUGCCAGCUCCGACGCGAGACUCUCCCAACGUUGCACAGUACGAUGACGCUCGCCGCGAUGGCCUAGUGCUCGGAACCGAUCCCAGCGCUGGCUCCCGCUUUGGCGAGCACGGCAGCUCCCUUGCGCGGCGUCCGCUUUAUGCCAGUGGUAGAGUUGAUACUCUGCAGGAUCGGACCUUACCUCACUCCGAUGGUGAUGGCUUACUGGCCGUCCGUCCCCUACGGGAAUCUGGAAGCAAUGACACCGAAGCUCUGCUGUCGUCGAGAAAUCCUACCUCCGUCAAUCGUCCUCGCUUCACCCAUUCAGACGCUCUAUCCGACCGCUUUAGCGGUGAGGUCGUCAGUGACUCGAGCCAGCGGACCUCUCCGUCAUUUCAAUCGCGAUCCACUACGAGCCUCGCCGAGAGUCACACUGUUGCCCACGGCGAGGGCCAAGAUGGCACACCAAGGCCUGCUUCGGCAGCUGCUGAUGCUAGAGUCCAUGCCAUCUCUGACUCUUCUGCUGACCAGGCACUUGCGGUCAGCAGAUCAUGCAAGGAUGAAGAGCCCAAACGAAGCAACGUCGCCGCCAGAGUGCACUCGCACGCACUGGAUGACGGUGCGAGCGGUGAACUACUAUCACUCGCCGCCGUCCACACUCGUCCUUUCUCUCAACGUGAUGUUGAUGGAGCGAGAACCAACGUUGAGCAACGCUCUUCUCUUCUGCUCAAAUCGAGCAUUUCAGCCAUGGUCUUCGUUAUCGCCUCUCUCUUCUCGGCUCUCGUCCGCAUGGUCAUCUCAUCUCUGCUUCACCUUGCUUCAGCGAGUCGUGAGCAGGAUGCGUUGAACGGUGGCCGCCUCCGUACGAGCAACAUCUCUUCCGGCUAUCCGCCUUCUUCGUCGUUGAUGGAGGUUACUUCCAGUACGCCUAUUGGAAUUGGUAAAGUGAGACUGGGAAAGCCGAAGAUUCUAACCACCUCCGCGACAACACCGGUCUUUUCUGCGCUGCUGUGUGGGGUACACCGCAGUUGCCUGUUCGUGUAA